AAUUCAUUUCACAACACUCAGCUCUAUCUUACUAUACAUAUCAUCAGCUGAAUGGCACAGAAAGUGCUUGGUUGGGCUGCUCAUGAUGAUUCUGGGAAGCUUAGACCCUUCAUAUUCACUCGAAGAGAAAAUGGCAUCAAUGAUGUAACCAUCAAGAUCAUGUACUGUGGGAUAUGCCGGACUGAUGUUGAUUUUGCUAGAAAUGAAUGGGGAAAUACCACCUACCCUAUUGUGCCCGGGUAUGAAAUAGUGGGAAUUAUAACAAAGGUAGGGAGCAAUGUGGGUGAUUUUAAGAUUGGGGAUAGGGUUGGGGUAGGCUAUGUGUCACAUACAUGCUUGAAGUGUGAGCUAUGCAACAACUCAAAGGAGAAUUACUGCGACCAAAUGCGGCCUGUUUAUAAUGCCAUUGCUUCUGAUGGUUCUGUCACCUAUGGAGGUUUUUCCAAAAUGAUUGUAGCACAUCACAGGUACUGUGUGCACAUUCCAAACAACCUCCCCAUGGACAGAGCAGCACCCCUGUUAGGAGCUGGGAUCACAGUGUAUUGUGCCAUGAAAAACAGCAACAUAUUUGAGAGCCCAGGGAAGCAAAUUGGAGUGAUUGGUCUUGGAGGGCUUGGACAUAUGGCUAUCAAAUUUGCCAAGGCAUUUGGGCACCAUGUCACUGUCAUUAGUACCUCUCCUUCCAAGGAAAAACUGGCUAAAGACAAAUUGGGUUCUGAUGAUUUCAUUUUGAGCACCAACCCUACACAAAUGCAGUGGAGUAGAAGAAGUCUAGACUUUAUUUUGGACACAGUAUCUGCAAACCACUCUCUUGGACCAUACAUUGAGCUAUUGAAAGUGGAUGGAACUUUGGCAAUUGUGGGAGAACCACCUAAUCCAAUUGAUUUUCCUUCUACACCUUUGAUAUAUGGAAAGAGAACAAUAAAGGGUAGCAUCAUUGGAAGUGUGGGAGAAAUUGAAGAGAUGAUGGAUUUGUGUGGGAAGUAUGAGAUCUUGCCGGAUAUAGAGCUUGUGUCACCGAAGCGGAUCAAUGAAGCCUUUGAUAGGCUCUUAAAGAAUGAUGUUAAGUUUAGAUUUGUUCUUGACAUUGCUGGUGACCAAGCAUCAAGGCUCUAA
Molecule: messenger RNA, 1116 nt
Organism: Ipomoea triloba (trilobed morning glory)
Lineage: Eukaryota; Viridiplantae; Streptophyta; Magnoliopsida; Solanales; Convolvulaceae
Product: probable cinnamyl alcohol dehydrogenase 6
Exons: 6
Coding region: 52-1116 (354 amino acids)
Biological process (GO): lignin biosynthetic process
Molecular function (GO): cinnamyl-alcohol dehydrogenase activity
Source: RefSeq, a predicted model, not a curated record